GUUUGUUAGUUGUCAAGUUGUUUUGGUGAAGUUUACUACUCAUUGUCAAAUAGUAAUUAGAUCUUAUAAUUUGAUAUGAAUAUGAUUGCAUUAUUACAGAUGCGCUUGAACUUUAAGCGUGCAUUUUAGCGGGAAGUGAUUUUUUUUAGUUAUAUAAAGCAUACUGCAUAAAUAUGAGCAAAACAACUAAUUUACCUUCCCAAACCAUUUGUUGGGUUCCUACUUGUGCUAAUCAAAAUUAUUCAAACAAAAAGUUUUAUCCUCUACCACCAAUUAAAUCGAACCUCAGAGAAAUAUGGUUGGCGCUAGCUACAAAAUCCACUAAAGGAGUAAACACCCAGACCCAGCAAAUAUUUUUCUGUGAAGAUCAUUUUGAGAUUUCAUCAGAUGCCAUGAUAAUAAACAGUAUAGUCUAUACGCCAAACAUAAAACUUAUGAUUCCGAAUAAAAACAUGCCUGACAGAAUAUGUAGGACAUGCAAUACUUUCAUUGAUCAUAAGGAGCCAUUUUUUGUUGUGAGCUCUAGUAUUGCCUCAGAUAUACCUUCAAGUAUGGUGGAAGAACUCAACAAUAUCAUCACAGUUAAUCCAGAACCCUUAAAUCAUUUAUUCACAUUUUGUUUCAAGGAAUUUGUUAUUCCAUCGGAUCCCAUACCAAUAAUUUGUGAAAAAUGCAACUAUCGCAUCUGGUUGUUUUUUGCGUAUAAAAAGAGAGCCAUAGAAGUAGAAGACUUCCUCUGCAAGGAUAUGACUCCUGAAAAAUAUGGUGCCAUGGUACUGUGUAGGGCGUGCCCUGACAGCUGUUCUAAUUUUUUUCCCUUGAGAAAGGAUUCCGAGCUCGGAAUCGUACUACAGAAGAUGUUUGUCAGUAACUACUCACCGGAUGUCGUUCCACUCAGAGUGUGCCUUAACUGUUACAACCUACUACAAAAAAUUUCUGAGUUUUACAAAAAUUGUAUAAAUACCGAAGAGAUAAUCAAAAGAAGGGCGCUAUUAAAUGAGAAAUUAAAAAUUAAUAGACAAGCAUCAAUGGUCAGAAAACCAUCCCUUUUACUUCAAACAGAACAAGCUUUUUCAACGCAGGUGGAAGCCGAGAAUAUGACCUUAGCCAAGUUGAUGUUACAGUUUGGACACUCUCUCAAAAAUGAUCUACACGUAAUUGAAAACUGGAAUCCGAUUUGCAUAAAAUUAAAAGAACAGGGAAUCAAUCACAAAAUUCCGAGUCUCAUUAAUAAUUGGAAAAAAUUGACUAGUGUUGUUCUAGAUAAAAUGAAAAACAAAGUUGCACUAUCCGAAUUGGAAAAGCUAGUUUUGCAAUUCCAGACUUGUCCCUCAGACUUGACCAUCGAAUUAGCAUCAUCUAAUAAAACAGUGACUUCAGAGUCUCUGAUGGAGUCUAGUACUACUAAUGUUGAAAAUAGAGGUGUGAUUUGUUGGAAUUCAUCGGCGAAACCUAGUACUAGUAAGAUUAAAAAUGAUAUGCAGAAGUCGAGUGAAACACCUCGUGCAAAAAGUGUUAAAAGGAGCUUUAAACAAAACAGUCGUUCACCUACUGUCUUGAAAAAUUUGAAAAAUCCAGUUGGAAGGCCUCAAAAAUUUAGUCCACAAGAAAAAGUUUUUUUUGUUCAGUCUCUCGUAACCGAAUUUAAUAAAUUGGGAGAAGAUAAAAGAAAAGCUAGUGGCCUUUGGAAGUCGCUAACACAAAUAGUAAACAAAAAUUACAUGCCAGACCAUAGCGGCAUUAGACUAUAUAAUUUAUGGACUAGGCUUAAAAUGUCUGCAGUGACUCAUGCAAAAGAUGGUAGCGAUCCUUUGGACGAGAUGAUUUGGGAUAUGUUGCAAAAAACCCAAACGAAAUAUUCACCCCAGAAAGACAGCAUUAAAGGAUAUUCAGGAUCUACAGCGGUACCGACAACGGCAAGUACCAACAUAUCAUUAUUUUCCAACCAUGAAGUGACACUUCAAGGCGUGCCUAAAGUGACAUCUCAACAUAUAUCCAAAACUUCAAACAAUUCUGUAAUCACAAGAUCUUCAGAAGAUUCCGGCGGAUUUAAAAAUAUGACAGAUAAAUAUAGUAAAAAGAACGAUGAGUCAGAUAAUUUAAAAUUUGCUAAACGGAGGCAGAUAUUCUUGGCAAUACGAGAACAGUAUAACGAACUGAAAAGAGCAAAUCGAAUACAGGGAUUGCCAUUGAGAAUUUGGUGUACUAUUUUUGAUAAAAUGUAUUCUGAAGGCUAUCAAGAAAUGAGCAGAAAAGAGGCAGUACAGGCGUGGUAUGAUGUGAAACAGCUAGCGAAGUGUGGGAGUGUUAGGAAUCCAUUGGUAUGUGAAGUUCGUCGAUUUCUGAAGAUAGUUCAAAGUGAUAGACCUCAAGUUAUCAACAAAAAAAUAACACCGAAAAAGAAGCAACCUUAUGAAAGAGACGAUGGAUAUAGUCCAUCAAACAGGAUUACUCCUAAAAACGUUCCUGUAGAAAAGCCUAUUAGAAAAAAAAGCACUUCGAGUGUAAGUGCCUCCAAUGCUGUACCUAAUCCUUUAGGUAGAAUAGGUGUUAAAAAUCCUUGGAGUAUGGAAGAAACAAACAUAUUACUUGACUUGGUCCUAGAAAAUUUCAAAUCUUUAAAUGGGAAUUUAAAUUGGGCGAUGAUUACAAAGCGUCUUACCGGCAAAUUUAAAAGCAAACGGAGUGUACCUAGUGUACAAAGUAAGUUUGUCUUUCUACGUCGUAAAUUAGCGACGAAAAUAAAAAUGAACGUUCCGUUAAACGCAUUUGAAAAACGCAUGAAAGAGGUACUAGAUCAAAUGAAGAAAAACGGAGUUGAAACAGAAAAAGGUUUUCAAAAAAAACUGCUGGUGCCCUGUAGCAAGACUCUUCAAAGUUCCAUUGUUUCAGAAAAACCGAAGAUUACUAAAGAAGAUAUUGUCGAAACACCAAAAGAGGAAAUCAAGUCACCAAAUAUCAGCUGUGAACAAGAAGUUGACUCGUACAUCGAUCUUGAUUCCUACAACUACGUUUCCUUGGAAGAUAUACAGCAAAGUACGUCAUAUGACAUACCGGAAUUGAAACCAAAAAUAUUUGACAAUAACGACUAUAAGUCGGUUUUAUUAAAAUCCGAGGGAUCCAUCGAAUCCGAUGAGAACCAGGUCAGUACUAGUACGAGGAUGAAUUUUAUAGAUCUCGAUGACGAUGAUAAUGAUAGCAACGAAUAUAUAGGUGGAAGUGGAGAUUAUGUAGGAGCCGAUGAUUUAUUGGAGGCUGACGACGUAUUUGAAGAUGAGACGUCGAAGAUACUGUAAUGAAAUAGUGAUAGUUGAAAUUAAAAUAAAGUUUAAAGACUAGUUUUCUUAUUUUCUAAGAAUGUAGCCAUUUUGCUCAUUUUGACUGUUUUAGCGUUUAGACAUGUUAAAAACGUUUGUCUAUUAGAUUAUUAUAUAAAAAUAUAUAAUUUUUAUUAUAUUUUAGAAAUAUUCGAAUUAAAUAUUUUAUUUAUAUUUUA
Diabrotica balteata is the source of this 3496-nucleotide messenger RNA. The record is from the annotation of a GenBank genome assembly. Lineage: Eukaryota; Metazoa; Arthropoda; Insecta; Coleoptera; Chrysomelidae.